GUCUCUUUAAUGAGUGAGGAAAAUAGUGACGUCAUUGUCAAAACUGCGUAACCAUGGACCGGAAGGAAGCGGGUUUUAGCUGACUUAAGUUAGCAAGCUACAGUUACGAGGUGUGCUGUGGUUCUAUGGAAGAGAUGUCAGGAGAGAGUGCCGUGAGCUCGGCAGUGCCGGCAGCCACAACCCGGACCACAUCCUCUAAAAGCUCCAGCCGGAGCUCAAAAUAUGUGAAGCUAAAUGUGGGUGGCGCUCUGUACUACACUACAAUGCAGACCCUGACCAAGCAGGACACCAUGCUCAAGGCCAUGUUCAGUGGCAGGAUGGAGGUCCUCACUGACAGUGAAGGUUGGAUUUUGAUUGAUCGCUGUGGUAAACAUUUUGGAACAAUCCUGAACUACCUGAGAGAUGGUGCAGUGCUGUUGCCAGAUAGCCGACGGCAAACUGAGGAGCUGCUUGCAGAAGCCAAGUAUUACCUCGUCCAAGGCCUUGCUGAUGAAUGCACAGCUGCUUUGCAGGACAAAGAAACCUAUGAACCUCUAUGUAAAGUGCCUCUAAUGACAUCAUCUAAGGAGGAGCAGAAGCUUAUUGCAACUGCAAAUAAGCCUACAGUUAAACUGCUGUAUAACAGAAGCAAUAACAAGUAUUCGUACACCAGCAAUUCAGAUGACAACAUGCUGAAAAAUAUUGAGCUGUUCGACAAGCUGUCGUUGCGUUUCAAUGGUCGUGUCCUCUUCAUCAAAGACGUGAUUGGGGAUGAGAUCUGCUGCUGGUCCUUUUAUGGACAAGGGCGGAAGAUUGCUGAAGUGUGUUGCACUUCCAUUGUUUAUGCCACCGAAAAGAAGCAGACAAAGGUGGAGUUCCCUGAGGCUCGCAUCUAUGAGGAGACCCUCAACAUCCUCCUGUACGAGUCCCAUGAUGGGAGAGGGCCGGACAAUGCUCUACUAGAGGCAACAGGGGGCGCUGCAGGACGAUCCCAUCACCUGGACGAGGAUGAGGAGCAAGAACUAAUUGUACCUAGGAUCCAUAUCAUUACCACCAGACAACCACGUACACACCACCAUCAGUGACCUUCUGCUUGUCUUAGCCGUGGUUUUACACCACAACUGUGCCUUACACCAGCCACCACAGCGCCUCUUAUGUCCUUCACCAGGAGGCUGUUUUAAUGUGGAUUGAAGUAGUCCACUUUAUCUUUUGUGUUGUGGUCCAGUACACCAGUGUUUGUUGCUCACUUAUCUCACUGUUCUCUGCUAGCGUGCAGAAGCAUCAUAAUCAUAGAUGAUUGUUCAGUCUAAUUUCAGCCUAACUAUAUGUCUCGUUUGUAUAUUUGUCACAAGUGGUCCUAACACUACAUCCAAGAGAGCAAGAAUGAUACGUUGAGCUGCACAUAAUCUUUCCUCCUCUUUAUUUGGCUUAGUGGUAUCCACUGUGAUCACUCAGUGGAUGAGCCAAGUGUUAAAAGCCACAAGGCCACAAGGUGGCAGUGUUUUAUUUUUAGGUUACCUGGACCAUUAUGAAGCCUGAUAAAACCUUUUAUUUAAUACAAUUAUGUUACAGUCCAUCUAAGAUGGAUGUGAUAGUUCCAUAUAGUGUUUCCAUCAUAUUUAGGUUAAACAUUUAUUGAGUUUAUUUUUUUGCAAGAAAAUAAUUAUUUUCAACGGAGGCAGCAUGACUUGUCACCUGAGGUGUUAAACAUACCCGAUGGAUAGAUACUGAGGUUGGGGUGAAUGAGUGUAACCAGAGAUCUCCCUGGAAGCAAAUGAGUCCUGUUGACAAGCUUUUUGAACAGGGAGAGAAAUUAGAGUUGUCCAUUGCUGCAUUAUCAGAAUGUUUGGUUUGCACACAGUUACAAUCACUAUAUUACUAGCUCUAUUGUACAUAAGUCAGCAUAUAUGUAUGUUUUAUAUUUAUAUAUGAUCUAUAUCAAAUAAAUUUAUAUACAUAUAUUUGUUCCUUUUUUAUAACAUGUUCAUUAUACUGCAUUUGGGCCCCAUGGUCACUGGCCACAACACACUUAACAGUAUAAAAAUGAUGCCUUU
Doryrhamphus excisus (bluestripe pipefish) is the source of this 2033-nucleotide messenger RNA. RefSeq names its product BTB/POZ domain-containing adapter for CUL3-mediated RhoA degradation protein 3-like. NCBI's taxonomy places the organism in Eukaryota, Metazoa, Chordata, Actinopteri, Syngnathiformes, Syngnathidae. The record is from RefSeq and is a predicted model, not a curated record. Gene Ontology annotation, molecular function: ubiquitin-protein transferase activity; protein binding. Gene Ontology annotation, cellular component: Cul3-RING ubiquitin ligase complex. Gene Ontology annotation, biological process: proteasome-mediated ubiquitin-dependent protein catabolic process; protein ubiquitination; protein homooligomerization.